Molecule: messenger RNA, 5261 nt
Organism: Rhinolophus ferrumequinum (greater horseshoe bat)
Lineage: Eukaryota; Metazoa; Chordata; Mammalia; Chiroptera; Rhinolophidae
Gene: VWA2
Product: von Willebrand factor A domain containing 2
Exons: 15
Coding region: 314-2950 (878 amino acids)
Biological process (GO): calcium-independent cell-matrix adhesion
Cellular component (GO): basement membrane
Molecular function (GO): calcium ion binding
Source: RefSeq, a predicted model, not a curated record
UUACUGGUAUUUUUGUGCAAUGAGCACAUGUUAUGUAAUGACACUUUUCUGAUGAGUCUGAAAACUAGAUUACGCAGUGAUAGCCACCAUUUGUGGAGUGUAUACUGUGUACGGAGGCACCCUGCUAAGUAAGCAUUGUGCUAUUUUGCAUUGUGGCGUUCGGUUUUUAAAAGGCAGGCACCUUCUGGACUUCAAUGGGGAUGCUGGCCAAGAGGGCCGCUUAUUAUCUCGCAACUGCAAUGAUUGGACAGUCAGGUAAACAAACGGCAAUUGCCAUGACAAACAGAAACGAUGCCAAAGCCAACAUUUUCGCAUGAGUCGGCGGAGCAAUAAAUCCUGCGGAGCCGACCGCAGAUGGCACAACUCUCGCUACUGCACCGCUCAGAGGCUGGGACCUCGCGCAGGACAGUUCCAAGUAAGGUCUGGCCAUAGCACCUGCAUGAACAUGAGUUGGGGCACUUGGAACUUUUCUGAAGAACCUACAUUUCCAGGGGUGGACUGCUUCUCAAGGCCGCCAUUGCUCUCAGGCUGCACAGCACAUCCUCUCUGGAUUUGCAGUUUUGCUCUUGCGGCGGGGAGUCACAUCAACAUGCCCUCUGUCCUGUGGCUGGAAGCCAUCUGCAUUUUCCUGUUUGCUGGAGCGCCCCCAUCCCUCCCACUUCAGGAAGUCCACGUAAGCAAGGAGACCAUUGAGAAGAUUUCAGCUGCCAGCAAAAUGAUGUGGUGCUCGGCUGCAGUGGAUGUCCUGUUUCUGAUAGAUGGCUCUCACAGCGUUGGGAAAGGAAGCUUUGAAAGGGCUAAGCACUUUGCCAUCACGGUCUGUGACGCGCUGGACAUCAACCCCAAGAGGGUCAGGGUGGGAGCAUUGCAGUUCAGUUCUGCUCCUCGGCUGGAAUUCCCCUUGGACUCAUUGUCAACCCAACAGGAAGUGAAAGCAAAACUCAAGAGGAUGGUUUUCAAAGGAGGGCGCACAGAGACAGGCCUUGUUCUGAAAUACCUUCUGCACAUGGGGUUUCCUGGGGGCAGAAAUGCCUCGGUGCCCCAAGUUCUCAUCAUCGUCACUGAUGGGAGGUCCCAGGGGCACGUGGCACUGCCGGCCAAGCAGCUGCAGGAAAGAGGCGUCACUGUGUUUGCCGUGGGAGUCCGCUUUCCCAGGUGGGAGGAGCUGCACACGCUGGCCAGCGAGCCCAGGGAGCAGCACGUGCUGAUGGCUGAGCAGGUGGAAGACGCCACCAACGGCCUCUUCAGCACCCUGAGCAGCUCUGCCAUCUGCACCAUUGCCUCUCCAGACUGCAAGGUCCAGCCUCACCCUUGUGAGCACAAGACGCUGGAGACAGUGAGGGAGCUUGCCGGCAAUGCCCUGUGCUGGAGAGGAUCGCGGGGGACCGAUGGUGUGCUGGCUGCGCUCUGUCCCUUCUCCAGCUGGAAGAGAGUGUUCUUAACCCACCCCACCACGUGCUACAGGACCACCUGCCCAGGUCCUUGUGACUCACAACCCUGCCAGAAUGGAGGCACGUGUGUUCCAGAAGGAUUGGACAGGUACCGCUGCCUCUGCACGCCAGCCUUCAGAGGAGAGGCUAACUGCGCCCCGGCACUGAGCCUGGAAUGCAGAAUUGACGUCCUCUUCCUGCUGGACAGCUCAGCGGGCACCACGCUGGAGGGCUUCCUGCGGUCGAAGGCCUUUGUGAAGCGGUUUGUACAGGCCUCGCUGAACCAGGACUCUCGGGUCCGCGUGGGUGUGGCCUGGUACAGCAGGGAGCUGGUGGUGGCGGUGCCUGUGGGUGAGUACCAGGACGUGCCACAUCUGGUCAGGAGCCUCGAUGCCGUCCCCUUCAGCGGAGGUGCCACCCUGACGGGCAGUGCCCUGCAGCAGGCAGCAGAGCGCGGCUUUGGGAGAGCCAUCAGGACAGGCCAGGACCGUCCACGCAGAGUGGUGGUCCUGCUCACUGAGUCACGCUCCCAGGACGAGGUGGCCGGCCCAGCACAUCACGCGAGGCUCCGAGAGCUGCUCCUGCUGGGCGUGGGCAGCGAAGCCCUGCGGGCAGAGCUGGAGGAGAUCACAGGCAGCCCAAAGCAUGUCAUGGUCUACGCCACCCCACAGGACCUGUUCAACCAAGUCCCAGAGCUGCAGCGGAAGCUGUGCAGCCGGCCGCGGCCAGGCUGCCAGACACAGUCGCUGGACCUGGUCUUCAUGUUGGAUGCCUCGGCCUCCGUGGGGCCUGAGAACUUCGCCCAGAUGCAGAGCUUCGUGAGAAGCUGCACCCUCCAGUUUGACGUGAACCCUGAUGUCACACAGAUCGGCCUGGUGGUGUAUGGCAGCCAGGUCCAGACUGCCUUCGGGUUGGACACCCAUGUCACGCGAGCUGCCGUGCUGCGGGCCAUGACCCAGGCCCCCUACCUGGGUGGGGAGGGCUCAGCAGGCACAGCCUUCCUGCACAUCUAUGACAAGGUGAUGACAGUCCAGAGGGGUGCCCGGCCUGGCGUCCCCAAGGCUGUGGUGGUUCUCACAGGGGGGAGGGGUGCAGAGGACGCAGCUGUCCCUGCGCAGAAGCUGAGGAACAAUGGUGUCUCUGUCUUGGUGGUGGGCGUGGGGCCUGUCCUGAGGGACGCGCUGCGGAGGCUGGCCGGUCCCCGGGACUCCCUGAUCCACGUGGCGGCCUAUGCAGACCUGAGGUACCACCAGGACGAGCUCAUCGAGUGGCUAUGUGGAGAAGCCAAGCGACUGGUCAACCUCUGCAAACCCAGCCCGUGCAUGAACGAGGGCACCUGCGUCCUGCGGAAUGGGAACUACCACUGCGAGUGCCGAGGUGGCUGGGAGGGCCCCCACUGUGAAACCCGGACCUUGAGAGGAGAUACCCCCACGGCCCGGGGCUCCCGCCGACAGCCUCCAGCAGGGGAGCAGCAGGAGUCUUCCCAGCAACUACAGAGGCCUGAGCAGCCUGGGCACUGACCGGGCGCCUGCCCUCCGCGGAGCAUCCUGUCUGUGGGGGUCCUCUGAGCGUCCGUCCCCAGCUGUCUAGAAGCCUCCUGCCCGCUUUCCUCACCCACGGAGACAAGAUGUACGCAGUGCGACUUAGGGACAUGGUGGCAGUUGACUUCACCCACUAAUGACAAUGUUGAAAAUUCUUGACAUGUAAGUAAAUAUUUACUUUCUGUACCUCAUUGUGCCCUGUUGAGCUUGUGUCAUCUGCCACCUUUCCCCUGAGGAGAAACAAAGGAACCUGGAGACUUUUCAUGGUCCGUUUGAAGCUCACUUUGCCCACAGCAAAUGCUGAACAAAAUGUUGGGAUACAGUGUCCUUUCAACCACUGAAGCGAUGGCAUUUCAAGAUGGAAAAAGUGUGGACCUUUUCACCCGUCUUUUCCCCAAAGAUGUCCUAGAUGCAUUUUAGUUUGCAAAGGGGCUUAAGUGGCAUUUGUGACUUCUUCUGGUGACUGGAUCCGUGUGGGAGAGAGACUUGGAGAGACCCCAGACUGGAAGGGGACUGAUCAACUAGCUUGUUUGGCUGUGGGGGGGAGGUGGGGGCUGAGUGUGCAAACAGCCCUGGUUCUGAGGGCCGCGUGCAGUUGGCCUGGGUAGAGGGCUGCAUUCUCUGGGAUGGACUUCCUUUUAGAGUUUACUUAGGAAGGGUUAAUUGCAGGGUGUUUUGAAUGCUUUUCUUACCCUCCUUUUAGUGGGGCAAAAAGGAGAAUUCUGAAACUCAACAAACAGAACAUAAAGAAACUUAGAUGGGUUUUGCUUUAUUAAACAUAGAUCUUAUGUUGUCCUGUUCUUGUUUUGCUUUUUAUGUGUAGUUCUUAAACAAAUGUUUCAAGAAAUGAUGUUGGGCAUUUAUUAUAUUUAACCGGCGUGUUUAUACUGAUAUGGCAAAGAGGCUUUAGUUGGACUGUUUUCUGGCAAACCAGGUACUUCCUCACCCCUGCAGUAUUUAGGUAUCACUUUUUCUGGUGGUGAUGCUAUUUCGAAUUCAGUUUUCAGUAGGACCUGUUGUAGAGCUCUGGCCUAAAUCCAGACACUUUAUCAUAGCUUCUCUUUAUGUAAGUAAUGUUUAAUGUGCAAACAUCAAGGCUACUUUGAUUUAAACACCACUUAGCUUUAAGAACUUCAGGUGCAAAGCACUGGAAGAGGUUAUCACCACGGUAUUGUCAGAUGAUAAAAAUGAAAGGCUUUUCAUUGUUAAAAAUGAAAAGGCUGGUGGACCAAAACUGUAUCACAAUGACAGUCAUUUGUGUCCAAGGGAUAUUUUCAUUCCUGUGACUACGCUAGCCUUGGCAGAAGGUGAUGUCAGAGCAGGGUCACAUGUCCACCCAGCAGGUGCCAAAAGGUGAUGUUGGAGAACUGACAUGAAGCCACUGUUUUUAAAUUUACAGCAGUGUAAUCAUUUUAUAGUGCCAGCUGUUCGUCUGGUUCAGGGCUGGUAUUUGGAUGUUCUAUUUGAAUUGCUUGGACUUAAAACCCCACACAACCGUGGGUUACAUAUUGAUAGCUUCCCUGUUUCUAGUUUUAGGUCCCAGCCCUUGAAAAUUUAUCUUUUCUAGUGAAGACGCCACUGACUAGUUCAACCCUUUCAGUUUCCCCAACGCAGCAGAGGGAAUGCCUAUCUUACUGCCUCAACAGCCAAGCCUUUUUCUUUCAUUUAAACAAAACAGGCUUUUAAUUAUCUAAGCAAUGUAAAAAUAUAUUCUUCUUGUAAAAAUUAAAACAUUGCAGAUAAGCCAUAAAUCUUUUAUUUUCUCUGAAUGAUCUUGAUUUCAUCCUCUUUACUGAAUGCUCUAGUCGUCAUAGUUAAUUGAGUCUCUUGCUUUUCUAGAAAAGCAUCACUCACAAAUGAGUUUUGUUUCUUCCUUUGGAAGUUUUAUACUAAUUUUUCUCAUCAUUUUGCAUUAUCGAGGACCUGCAGAAUAGUGUUUUUGAAAAGCAGCGUUUUUUAAAAUGCAACAGCACGUAUCUGCUUCUGGACUUGAAAGAACAUUUUCAUCAUUAUAUGUUCUGUCCUGCAGAUCACUUUAUAAAGGUAGCAAUGCAGAUUACGAAGAGUGUUUAUUAGGAAUGUUGAGGUGUGCUUUUCUGCUUCACGUUUAAUCUGUUCAUGUGAUAAAUUACCUAUUAGUAUAUUUUAAAUUAUUGAACCACCUUGAUUCCUUGGAUAAGUGCUAUGAUUAUUUAAACACUGCAUAAAUGUGCUUAUUUUAAAAAUGGCAAAGCCAAAAUCUGGUUCAGUAAAGGCAACCUAAGGCAAUAUUGAAGGCAGAACUGAAAAG